Messenger RNA from Aspergillus pseudoviridinutans, 1203 nucleotides. Its product is annotated as tRNA maturation protein LHP1. Gene Ontology annotation, cellular component: nucleus. Gene Ontology annotation, biological process: RNA processing. Lineage: Eukaryota; Fungi; Ascomycota; Eurotiomycetes; Eurotiales; Aspergillaceae. Bases 1 to 1203 code for a protein of 400 amino acids. The transcript has 2 exons. Gene Ontology annotation, molecular function: mRNA binding. The record is from RefSeq and is a predicted model, not a curated record.
AUGGCCGACGAGCAGAAGGUUACCCCUGUGGCCGCCAAUGCUGAGGCCGAGAAGGAUGUUCAGAACGUUUUGGCUGAGCUGAAGGGCGAAACUGCCGGGGAAGCUGCCAAGCCUUCCGAGCAGGCCGCAGAAGAGAAGAAGGGGGAAGCUCCCACAGAUGAUGCAGAGGAGGCUCGCAUUGUAGCUGCCGCUGCGAAGCUCGGCGAACAGUCGGCGAAAGCUGAGGAGCAGAAGGAGGGCAAGACCGAGGAGCGCGAUACACGGGGCCGUGGAAACCGUCGCAACAACGUAAAGUUUGAUCCCUCCACGCUGGAGGUCACAGACAACCACGAUGAGAUCCGCAAGCAGGUCGAAUUCUACUUCUCUGACUCGAACCUUCCCAUGGACAAGUUCCUUCUUUCCAAGGUGGGAGGAAGCAGCAACCGCCCCGUUCCCCUUGAACUCCUUCAUUCUUUCAAGCGCAUGCGUCGUUUCCAGCCCUUCAGCGCGAUUGUUGAGGCUCUGAAGUCCUCCCAGACUCUCGAGCUGACUGAUAACGAUACUUGCGUGCGCCGCAAGGUGCCUCUUCCUGAAUCGGUGACCGAGAGCCCCGACCCCAGCGUGGCCAAGGUUUUCGAAGACCAGGCCAUGAGCCGUAGCAUCUACGCCAAGGGCUUCGGAGAGGAAACUCCUACCACCCAGAUUGACAUUGAGGCCUUCUUCGCCCCUUACGGACCAGUCAACGCAAUUCGUCUCCGCCGCACACACGAUCGCAUCUUCAAGGGAAGCGUUUUUGUUGAGUUCGCGACUGAGGAGAAGCAGAAGGAAUUCCUUGCUCUGGAUCCUAAGCCCCAGUGGAAGGGACAAGAUUUGCUCAUCAAGAGCAAGAAAGAUUACUGUGAGGAGAAGGUUCGGGACAUCGAAGCCGGCCGCGUCAAGCCCAGCCGUGGUCGUGGUGGUUUCCGUGGACGCGGCCGUGGCGGCCCCCGCGGUGGUGACAAGCGUGACAAGCGUGACUGGCGCGAGCGCCGGGCAGAAGAUCAGAAGAACGGCUUUGGCAAGGCUCAGGGCGAGCAGCGCCGUGAGGUCCAGAAGGAUGCUCGUGGCGUUCCCGUCGUGCAGAGCACCGCCGACGAUGCUACAUCUGGCCAGAAGCGGACCCGCGAGGACGAGCCCGCUGCCAACGGCGAGCAUCCUGCCAAGAAGGUCGAUGCCAAGGAGUAA